AUGUGGUGGUUCGAAAUGCCGAAGCAGGAAAGGCGAGUGAGGGGUGAAUUCCUCAAUAACACAAUUCCUUGGGGUAAGCUGCAUAACUCUGAUUUGUUUCGGAAUAGCAAGGUGGGAUGGUUCCUUCGCCAGCCAAACUGGAAGAACAUCCAACUGCAGCCGUUCGAGAAGAACCUCUACGAGGAACAUCCGGUCACGGCAAUCCGGUCGAUGAGCGAAGUGGAAGCCUACAGAAAUGCCAACGGCGUAUGGGUGAGAGGUCGCGACGUGCCAAAACCCAUCCUCGCCUUGGAAGAGUCCAACUUUCCGGAGUUCAUCGUCAAGGGAAUCGAGGCUCGAAACGACUACACGUCACCGAUGCCCAUCGAGGCCAACUGCUGGCCCAUCGCCCUCUCCUGCAGGAACUUUCUCGGCGUAGCGGAGACGGGAUCGCACAAGAUGGUUGCCUACGUCCUUCCGGCCGUCAUACACGUCAGUCGGCAGCCACCCCGGCAGCGGCAUGAGGGACCCAUCGCCGUCCUCCUGGCCCCGACACGUGAGCUGGCCAAGGAGAUUCACAAGAUGGCCUCAGAGCUCGGCAAGUAUGCCGCGGUGCGCAGUGUGUGCGCAGCGAACGGUGAACGGAAGAAAAGCAAGUACCUUGAGCUCCAGGGGGGCUGCCAUAUCUUAGUGGCCACGCCUGGAUGCCUCAUGGAAUUCCUCGAGGAAGGCAAGGUGAAUCUCCAUCAGUGCACGUACCUUGUUUUCGAUGAAGUGGACCGCAUGUUGACUAUGGGCUACGAGCCCCAUGUUCUCAAGAUUGUGGAGCUUUGCCGGCCGGACCACCAAACGAUAAUGUGGGCUACUUCCUGGCACAAGAAUUUGAAGCCACUUGUGGAGGAUAUGCUGGACGACUACAUCGAAAUAAGGUGUGUUACGACGCCGCUGCCUGUUGAAAACAGCCUGGAAAUGACCGUCGACGUGUGCCUGGAGGAAGAUAAAGAAGCGAAAUUGGCGGAACUCUUGGACGACGUCCUCAAGGAGAAGGCAGACAGAGCCAUGGUGUUCGCCGACACGACGCGGAAGGUCGAGAAGAUUGCGUUGAAGCUUCGCACACGAGCCUGGCCCGCCAUCGGCCUUCACGGCAAGAUGAAGAAAAAGGAGCGCGGCUGGGCCUUGUCCAUGUUUAGCGGCGGUGGGGAAAGCGUGCUCGUGACGACCGACAUGGCUGUUCAAGACCUCGUAUUGCCGGACGUACGGCUGGUGGUGAACUACGACUGCCCUGACUGCUCGAAAGUCUACGCGCACAGGUCGAGACACGCGCUACGCUCCGACCAGCCGAGUACGGUGCACACGUUCCUUCUUCCUACAGAAAAUUGCCAGGCCAAGACCCUGAUAGAAAUCCUGCAGGAUGCGAGGCAGCCGGUCAGUCAUGAACUCUUCGAGCUGGCGAAAAUUGUUCGUUCAAAACGAUAG
Rhipicephalus sanguineus (brown dog tick) is the source of this 1455-nucleotide messenger RNA. Its product is annotated as probable ATP-dependent RNA helicase DDX5. The transcript has a single exon. The record is from RefSeq and is a predicted model, not a curated record. Gene Ontology annotation, molecular function: RNA helicase activity; ATP binding; RNA binding. Bases 1 to 1455 code for a protein of 484 amino acids. NCBI's taxonomy places the organism in Eukaryota, Metazoa, Arthropoda, Arachnida, Ixodida, Ixodidae. Gene Ontology annotation, cellular component: ribonucleoprotein complex; nucleus; cytoplasm.